AUGGACGGUGACACUGACUACUAUCGUAUUCUGGAGAUAGACGAAUCGGCGGAUGAGGCGACUAUUAAACGGGAAGUCAAAGCAAAUUACAAACGUCUGGCGCUGAAGCAUCAUCCUGAUAAGAACCCGGGUGACGAGAAUGCCACUGCGAGGUUCCAGAAGAUUCAACAUGCCUUUGACAUUCUAUCUGAUGAUAGUAGACGCAAACAGUACAACGAAGGGAGGGCUAGGCGUAGCGGGGAUACAGCGGCCCGUAAGGCCAGAGAAGCUGAGGAACAGGCUGCACAUGCGCGAGCUGACGCUCACAAGAAAGAGGAGCAAGAAAGACAACAUCGUGCUGAGCAGCAGCAGCAGCAGCAGCAGCAGUGGAAGCGACAGCAGCAACACAACAGGCAACGCCGACAACAGGAGGAUCAACACCGGCGCGAGGAAGAACAACAGCGAAAGCAACAACAACAGAGAGAGGAACAAGCACGACGUCGACGAGAGGAACAACGGCAGAGAGAUGAGCAACGUCGCCAGGACGAGCAGCGCCGACAAGACAAACAACAGCGCGCCAGGGAGGGGUAUGAAGCCCAUGAGAAAGCAGAAAAGCAACCAGAUCCUGGCGUAGGACAGCCGGAGCACGCCAAGUCAUUUCUCAAGUGGAUCAACGACUUCGUUCAGUCCGCAGCCCCAACUCCGAUAAGUCGCUUGUUUAAGUCGAUUCAGUCGAAUUGGACACCAUCCCAUUGGUUGUGGUUACUCGGCUUCAUUCUUGUGUGCAUUGCAUGGUCUCUCCGCGGCAGCUCUACACCUAGGGUGCCUAGAUCUGAACUCCGGCAGGUUUCCAGGGCACCACCUCUUCCGGCUCCUUUAGACGAGAUGCUAAAAGGACUUCGGACUGGUCGAAGCCUUGGCGAAGUACAAACCCGUUUUGCUAAAAAGUGCAAUUUGCCUUACGAGCUGCAACUUAAGGAGCCUGUCGUCGGGGCUUUGAUUGAUGAUCUAGACGGCCGCUCAUCUGUUGAAAUGUACUGGGACUACUCUUCCAAUGCAGUCGAUGGGGUCGUCGAGGCGUACCUGGUCACCGAUCGCUUAAUCGCUGAGGUCGAGAAGACGAUCGAGGCAUCCAUGUCUCAGCUGGAGGGGAUGAUACUCCCUCAGCCACCGUUAUACUACCGACUCAUAGGGACUCACACGACAACAAGCAGCCGGAGAACAGACGAAAAGUCGACUCGCUCUGGACUCAACAAGGCGAAGCAGUCGGAUUAUUUCUACAGCGACACGAGCGAAGCCAGGGAGGAAAUCUCGAAAGCGGGAGCGGCCAUGCUGGCUCUACAAGACAGACUCUUGCACAUUGGAGCUGUGCGCGAGCGUGCUACGCAGCGAUCGGAGCGAGCUGAGAACAAGUCAGUCUGA
Molecule: messenger RNA, 1401 nt
Organism: Fusarium falciforme
Lineage: Eukaryota; Fungi; Ascomycota; Sordariomycetes; Hypocreales; Nectriaceae
Exons: 4
Coding region: 1-1401 (466 amino acids)
Cellular component (GO): cytoplasm; nucleus
Source: RefSeq, a predicted model, not a curated record